Molecule: messenger RNA, 828 nt
Organism: Gigantopelta aegis
Lineage: Eukaryota; Metazoa; Mollusca; Gastropoda; Neomphalida; Peltospiridae
Exons: 3
Coding region: 1-828 (275 amino acids)
Source: RefSeq, a predicted model, not a curated record
AUGGAUGGCAUGAUCCAAAUCGUCAAAGCGCCAUUCUACCAACUACUGUCAAUCCAUGCCUUCGUACGAGCCAACCACAACAUCAAAAUGCUGCCGAUGGUUUUUGUGUCGAUGUCCCGACGGAGGACAAUUGACUACGUAAAGGUGCUUCGUCAACUGCUACAACUUCUGCCGGAGGAGCCUGUCAUGACACAUUGUGUUAUGGACUUUGAAAUGGCAACGUGGAAGGCGGUUGCCAAAGUUUUUCCCGAUGUCAAGCUACGUGGUUGCCUCUUCCAUCUGACGCAGGCAGUGUGGAGAAAGUGCCAAGAAAUAGGGUUGCAGGUGGCGUACAUGAAUGAUGACGCAACACACAAGUUCAUCAUAAAAAUCAUGGCCCUUUCCUUUCUCCCGGCAAGAGAAAUCCAUCUGAUGUAUAAUAAGAUUGAGCGAUUGGUGCCACGAGGGGGAAAACUUGAACUAAUUCAAUAUGUUGGCCGUCAGUGGAUGGACCGCCCCAUAUUUGUUCCCAGAUGCUGGUCCAUAUUCGGUGUGACGGUCCGAACCAACAAUCAUGUCGAAGGUUGGCAUCAUAGAAUUAAUAACAAGGUGGGAGACCAGCCACAAGGGAUUUACAAAUUAAUCCCUGAACUGUACAAGGAGGCCCGAUUGCUGCCUAUCCAGACCAGGAUGGUCCAGGAAGGCAACCUUCGAACGUAUAUACGAGAGACGGCAACCAUCCGACAGGAAGACUUUUUCCAAGUUUGGGGGGAAUAUAAGGACGGAGAACUUUCCCUCAGUCAGUUGCUGGGAAGGUGUGCUGCCAUUCAUGGGCCGGUAACAAAUUGA